Molecule: messenger RNA, 1158 nt
Organism: Triticum turgidum subsp. durum (durum wheat)
Lineage: Eukaryota; Viridiplantae; Streptophyta; Magnoliopsida; Poales; Poaceae
Source: the annotation of a GenBank genome assembly
AUGGUGGCCGAGGCGGAGGUGAUGCAUCAGCAGCCGGCGCCGGUUCUGGAGGUGCAGUACCGCGCGUGUGUCGCCAAGGGGGUCGGGAUGUCGGCGGUCGCCGUGCCGGAGGUGGAGGUGGAGGUCGAGGUCGCCGUCGAGCUGCCUCGCAUGGGAUUGGCGAACACCGAUGGUGCGACGAGCGUGUCCGCUGAAACCCUACAGUUUGUACCCAAUAUUCGGUCUGGAAGCUUUGCUGAUAUCGGACCUAGGAGGUACAUGGAAGAUGAACACAUCCGGAUAGAUGAUCUUUCAGCCCAUCUUGGCUCGCUGUUGGUUUGCCCACUACCUAGUGCCUUCUAUGGGGUGUUUGAUGGCCAUGGGGGUCCUGAUGCUGCAGCCUACAUGAAAAGACAUGCCAUGAGGUUCUUGUUUGAGGAUAGAGAGUUCCCACAAGCAUUGCAAGUGGAUGAUAUAUUCCUUCAAUCCGUUGAGGAAUGUAUUCGCAGCGCGUUCCUGCAAGCCGACCUUGCGCUGGCUGAUAAUCUAGACAUCAGCCGCUCCUCCGGAACUACAGCACUCGCAGCAUUAAUCUUUGGGAGGCAACUGUUGGUUGCGAACACCGGCGACUGCCGAGCGGUCCUUUGCCGGAGAGGCAUAGCGAUGGAGAUGUCCCGAGACCACAGGGCAAACUACGCCGAGGAGUGCGAGAGGGUGGCCGCCUCCGGCGGGUACAUCGAGGACGGGUACCUCAACGGGGUGCUCUCGGUGACGCGUGCCCUAGGCGACUGGGACAUGAAGAUGCCCGACUGCUCCACGUCGCCCCUCAUCGCGGAGCCCGAGUUCCAGCAGGCGACGCUGAGCGAGGACGACGAGUUCCUCAUCAUGGGGUGCGACGGGAUCUGGGACGUGAUGACGAGCCAGCACGCGGUGAGCGUGGUCCGGCGCGGCCUGCGGCAGCACGACGACCCCGAGCGGUGCGCGCGGGAGCUCGUCAUGGAGGCGAAGCGGCUCGAGACGGCCGACAACCUCACCGUCAUCGUGGUGUGCUUCGGGUCGGAGCUCGGGUCCCCGCCGCCGCCCCCCGCCGCGGCGGCGGCGGCGAGGCCGAGGAGCUGCAAGGGCCUGUCGGCGGAGGCCCUGUGCAACCUGAGGAGCUGGCUGGAGACUGACCGCUAG